Molecule: messenger RNA, 606 nt
Organism: Suillus subaureus
Lineage: Eukaryota; Fungi; Basidiomycota; Agaricomycetes; Boletales; Suillaceae
Exons: 6
Molecular function (GO): protein binding
Source: RefSeq, a predicted model, not a curated record
GGAUGGGCAACUUCCACUACACUGCAUUCGACGGCAUCAGAUCCUGCAGAGAUGGAAGCCAUGCAAUGUCUAGAACAGGGGACCCAGAAGCUAGAAGAAGGUGACAUACAAGGCGCCAAAGAACUUUACAAUCGUAGUGUCGAAAUCAAGCGUAAUGCUAGCUCUCUAUUCAACUUGGGCGUCACGCAUUAUCACCUCAAGGAGUUUGACAACGCUAUUACGGCCUGGAAAGAGUCAAUAGCACUGCAACCCGCUAGUGCCGAUGCUCACACAAACAUCGCAAGCGCAUACAUAAUAUCCCCUGUUGCACGUCCUGACCUUGCUUUGCAUCAUCUCCAGCACGUAAACUGCUUAGAGAUUCCUUAUCGUAUUGCGGCUUCUCUCUCACCGGAAGACCCUGAGAUUGCUUUCAAUCUCGCCGCAGUUUUGGAAGCCACUGGGCAGCUCGAAGAGGCUCUGAAGCAGUAUAAACGUGCCAAAGAAUACGGCGUCGAGCGUGCCGCAAUGCAUAUUCGGAACGUGAGCGCAAAGAUUCUAGGUAAAACCAUAAAAAUCGCGGAAAACACGGAUAGCACGGACAGCUCAGCAAAAAAAUCAGAUUCAUAA